This is a messenger RNA of Trichoderma atroviride IMI 206040, 2694 nucleotides long. RefSeq lists its product as uncharacterized. NCBI's taxonomy places the organism in Eukaryota, Fungi, Ascomycota, Sordariomycetes, Hypocreales, Hypocreaceae. The record is from RefSeq and is a predicted model, not a curated record.
AUGCAAGCAGCGGUUCCGACCCAAUUCCUCAGUGACGAUGACGUUGAGAAACUCUUUUCUGGAGCUCCCCAGUACUUCGCCCGCAGCGAGAGUCACUUCCCCGGCGCGCCUCAUCCCAGCGUAGCCUUUCCCUUUGACGAGGAACUGGAGAUCCGCGACUUGACCGACCAUGUCCAGAUCGAAGCCAAGGCCUGGCGGGGCGUCACUGUGUGGCCUCACCUGACGAGGGACGUCAACCACGACCCCGAGGCCAAGCAGGAGGUCGAAGACACGCGCAAGGCCCAUUUCCAUGUGCGGUGCUGUGAGCGACCCAACAUGCUGAGCAUGCAGGGGCUGGAGAAGGGCACCAUGGGCUACCAGGCUGCUCUGGAACUGGCCGUCAGCGACUCGCUCGAAGAGGAGCAGUUUGGCUUCGAGAGCCUCGGCACAAAGGCCCGCGCCGUCGUCGAGGCUCGUGAGCGCAUGCUGUCCCGCGACGGCUGGCUACAUCGUCUUCCCCAAGGAGAGCUGCUGGAUCGGCUCAGGCGCAAUGGCGAGAUCUACCGCAACAACGAUUUUGGCAAGAAGCCGUCGACGGAGACUUACAAUGACCUGUUCCACGUCUUGAUGAGGCCAAACAAAAUCCCCCCCGUCGAUAAAAAGGACUCCCACAGCCUUCCCAACCAGAUCAGUGCCAUUCUCAAGUGCAUGGGAGCCCCCAACGUCUGGAUUGACUUGUCGCAUGUCGAAUGGCGUGUUCGGCUAGGCCAGAUCCUUUGGGGCAAGCCGCACGGUGACGAGUUGGACGACAGCACCGCCAUCGUCGAUGCAGAGAGUUCGGCCGAGCGGGCAGAAGAAAAGUAUUGGCUACUAAUGCAGAUUUUGGUGUCGUCCGAGUUGCUCAUCCGCCUGGACGCAAUUACUGACGGCGAGGAGUAUGGGGCGGCCCAUUUCAGAGCCAUUGACGUUGUUCAGUUUGAGAGGGCCGCCAAUGCUUCUGUCAAGUGGUCUCUGCUUUUAGCUCGAAGCUGGCUGAACAACAUUGAAAUCCUGCGAGAGGACUACGGGUCUUUGGCAACACGGCCUGAACCUCGUCGUGGAAGCAGCGGCGUUGCGCCCGGCUGGCUGGCGUCCCUGGCCAGUAAGAUUUCUCUCCACGACCAACACAAGCACGGAAACCGACCCCCGUCGCCGCCUCAUUUCUAUACCAUCCGAGGAAGAUACGGCCAACGCCAGGUCGAGGGCCUAACCCACUUUGCGCGAAAACUCAUGUGGCCAGGUAUCGACGGCUACGAGAGACGCAUUUCGGAAAAGGUCCAGAAGUUGGCUGCGCCGUCGUCAUUGCUGCAGCCCCCGACGCCGACGCCCUACAAGAAAGAGCCCGAGCAGGAUUCGUACUUUGGUGCCUGGGAUGUGACAUGUCAGCGCGGACAUCACAAGGAGCGAGCCCGGGCUAGGCGGCGUCGAAUGGCGGCAGCGCUGCACGAGUCUGGCUGGCUUUCCAAGUCCUAUGUGUUUGGGCUCAUGAUGCCUGGAGAUGCCGUGAGCCAUUUCCUGAUGGCGACGUUGCUCGAGAAUGAUAGCGAGGCCUUGUCCAGAAUAGGUUCGUUUGCCAAUUUGAGCAGCGGCUUCGUUUACCACGACAAGAGUUUCUGGAGCACAUCUUGCAUUGUCGGUCGAGUUUUGGCGGCCGGCAAAGGAUCUGCUGAAUGCAUGGGAUGGAUUUCGACAGAUAUCAUUCCCGAGGGAGUGACCGAGGGGUGGAUUAGCAUUGAUGUCCACGAUGUUGCCUCCGACCUUUCGCAGCUUGGGAAGAAGGGGAGAAUUUGGGGCAAGAAACGAGUCGAGCGCGAGUCUUAUAUCCUCGGUAACGGCGAUGAAGAGUCGAUUUCUCCCGCAGAUUUUAUAAUCCCUCACGAGAACAAUUACGCACCCUCUCCGCCGGGUGUGUUUGUCGAGCUGCAGUCGCUGGAGCUCGAUACGCCAGUGGCAGAAUGUGUCCAUCCGACACCUCUCGCGGAGAUUAUAGCGACUCCCAUCCACGAGAACCACAGAGCCCCGGAUCUAUUGUCGUACCCUGCCAAGAUCAACUUCUUUGUGUCGAUUGAUGGAGAGAAGACCGAAACGAUUACUCUUUCGCUGCUGUACGACAUCAACUUUGUCACCGCACACCCGUGUUCCCCGUCUUCGCGGGUCAGGGUCCUCAAGUCUCCUUCCAGCCCGACGCUGCAGCAGAUUGACUUUACCGGCACCAAUGCGUUGGGCGCCGGGUCUCGGUCGAUGUAUCGAGCAGGCCACCCACUGCACAAGUAUUAUAAUUACACAGUUAUCCACAUCUCCGAGCUUUUGAAAAGACGAGAUGCCGAGCUCUCGGACCUCCUUACGCCCCCUGGCGGGCAAGCCGCUCAGAAUCAAGUGCUGGUAGUCGAUUGCAUUACCAACUUCUCUUCGGUGCCAACGUCACCGGUUGCCGACCGCUCGGACUCGCCUGGCUCUUCGCCUAUUGAGCGCAAGGGAAGCUUCUCGGCAGCGGCCAAGAUGCACUUUGAGUCUCGGAAGCGGCAAUUCGGCUCCGACAUGGAGAUUCUCAUCCGAGCUCUAUGCUCUCAGAGAGGAUGGAAUGCCAUCAUUAGCAGGAGGAAGCGAGGGUGCCUGGCCUGCGCAAUCCGCGAGGCCGGAGCUCUGGGUUGGAAACUCAUAAUCAGAGUGCCAUGA